AUGACCAGCGUGAACGGCGACUCCGCCAUGUCCGUCGACGUCGCCCCUCAAAUCGCGCCUGCAUCGCCAUCGGCCACGAAUAAGCGCAAACGCGAAGACAGUACUCUCGACGAGCGCGAUGAUACAACUGCAUUGCGUAUCAGGCAGAUCCAAAAAGAUUUACUGCCCGUCUUGGAGAGCCACGACACCACUCCCUCCCUCCUCAAACAUGUCCUCCCAACGAAAGAACCCUCCCAGAAGAAGGCGAAAACCGCAUCAACCACGGACGACAGCACAUCGACGAUCGCGAACAGGCUGAACAAUGCUAGCUACCCCUCCCUCGAUCAGAUCAAACUCGACUUCAGUGAUGCCAGCAACGCGAUUGUUACAUCAAUACGAGCAAAAGAAAGAGAUGGAUCACAAUCAGGGAGGGUUUCGGUGGAUGAACUGAAGCAGAUACACAAAGUGCAGGCACUGGAGGCACUGGCGAAAGAUAUCUUGGAUCGGGAAAUGGGCUACUUGCACAGGGACGAGCAGGUCGUAAAGAAGGAGGAGAAUGGUACAUCGGUCCUCAAUGGCGCGGUUGAUCGCAAGACUGGCACGGUGCUUACAUUGUUUGGGAACGCGCCGACUCCAAAACAGCUGUUCUCCUCCAUCCAGACUGCCCAGCCUGAUCGCAAAGAUUCUCCCAUCAAGCUUGAGCUGCCAGUGGAAGAGAUGAGUCUACCUAUUGGGGUCACAGCUACCAAGAUUAUGGCGACGCCAGCAGACCAUGGGAAGAAAGGUCCGACGUUCGGAGACGCCUUUGCACCACCUCACAAUCUUGCUGCGCUUCUCCCUCCAAAAGCCCACAAAAGAUCGACGACUCGCGACAACUCCAUCAACUGGGAAUUCAAAGACCCAGUACAGAGGAACAGCAGGAAAGGCGGAUACACAGUACAAGUUCAGACUACAGGUGCUUGGUUGGGAUAUGGAGGACUGGAUGCAUCAGCGGAUCCAACACGAGAGAAGCGCAAGCAGAGGGAUCGAGCUUUGAGUGGUGGUGGGAGCCUACAAAAGUUCUCGCCUGAUGCUGCACUCGACGACGCACUCGCGAAAGAGGAGGCUGCCCUGUUCCGCAGAGCGUACUCAAGUUUUGCUCCGUCAUAUGACAAUAACGGCGCAAUCGUGCCAACGCGGGUGAAAGACGAUGUGUGGUGGGCAAAGGUCGGCGAGAAGAGGUUCAACGAGACAUUUGCCCUCGAUCCAGCGUUGCUCGACGAUCCACCACGACGAGAGGAGAAAACAGAGGAGACGCCGCUACUGGAAGAGGCAGAGAUGAGCAAAGUCAUGGAGAGCCUCGAUGAUCUCGAGGAGGCAUCGCCGUUACCGCAGCAGGUCAGGUCCAAGACCGAAGUCGACCAAGUGUUGCGCCAAAUCUCCGAGCUGCUGGAGACUUUGGCCUCACACCAACGCAUACGCAACGCAUCCUUGCCCACCUCCGGCGCAACCUCUCGUCCUCCGAUCAGUCCCGCUCCUAUUUCAGCAUCGAAGAUCGGCAAGCCAGACGAGCCAUCCGAGGAAGAGAUCUCUACAUACAACACUCUACGGCAUGAGCUGGCAUAUCUGAUCUUACAGCUGCCACCGUACGCCGUCGCUAAGCUUGAUGGUGAUCGACUGUCAGACCUCGGCGUCAGCAAGCUCAUCACAUUCCAGACGAAAGACACGAAGGGUACUCUCGCUGAAGAUUCAGUCGCUCGCCAAGCAAAACUCUCCGCGCUUGCGACCGCAUCCAGCAUUGCAAACCUUGCACGACCCAAUUCCUCUGCUGGCCAGCAUUACAGCACCACAUCGUCGCGGACACCGGCCAUAGGUCAGGCCGCCAAUACUCGCUACGGACAGCAAUACGCCACCACCAGAACGCCUGCACCUGCACCUCAGUUCUCCCGAUCGACCAGCAACCAGUCCUACGGUACACCCUCCGGUACUGCACAACGGCCAGCAUACGCUCCUUCAACACAGCAGUACGCCCGUACGGGUGCUCCGGCACCAAGCUACAACCAGUCCAACGGGCAACAAUACUACCAACAACGUGCCGCGCAGCAAACUCCCGGCACCUACGGCGCACUGCAACAAUUCCAGCAAGGCGCUCAAGCCCAGCGUCCGGCGUACGCGACCCAACAGACACCUCAGCAGCAGUAUCAACAACGCCCGCCGAACGCCGCGCUCGCAGCCGUAAACUACCAAACAAGCACUCCCCAACAGCAGAGCUACGCACGCACCGUCUCGCCAAUCAAACCAGGCGGGUACGCCUCUCCGGCACCGCAGCCAGCUCAACAGCCGCCAAGACCUACGUACGUCCCUCAACAACAGCAAGCUCCUCAAAACCCCGGCUCCGGUCGCGCGACGCCAGUGAAUUACCCUUCACAACCGCAAACGCCGGUGAAUGGGUUCCAAGCAGGGACAGCGCAGAGGGCUGUUGCGCCGAGGCCGGCGAGUGGGACGCCGCAGCCGAAUUUGCAGCCGCAGCCUCCGCCGGGGGCGAAUGGGAGUUCAUGA
Molecule: messenger RNA, 2517 nt
Organism: Zymoseptoria tritici IPO323
Lineage: Eukaryota; Fungi; Ascomycota; Dothideomycetes; Mycosphaerellales; Mycosphaerellaceae
Exons: 2
Coding region: 1-2517 (838 amino acids)
Source: RefSeq, a predicted model, not a curated record